AUGGAAGGCGGGUCGCUCGUUUGGAGCGAGUCGCUGGAGAAGGACUUCGACAAGGCGUUCGUCUCCUUGGACCUGCUCCUCGGCGAAAUCGACUCUGACCAGGUGAGAAGGCUGUCUGGAGAGCGCCGUGCUCAGAGGCUGCAGGUGGAGAUCACCUACGAAGGGCGGCAGAAAAUGACGACGCUCAGUGGCUGCUUCGCCCAGAUGAUGCACAAGACUCAGGCGCUGCAGCACACCAUCGCCAAGCAGGACAAGGUCUGUUCUUUUCUCUCUCGAGCGCGUCCGUUGUACUUGUGUACUUCCAGGACCUCAACCUAGAAUAUCAAAGAGUUUCUCUCUCUCCUUCAGUUUGAAAGGAAAGUUCGAGCUUGGAUCAAUAAAACUGAAAAACGCGUUAAAAAUUUUUUGUAUGCUUGGACAUUCGUAACGCGGAACGGACCUUUCUGGGCAGCUCUAGGGAUCACUUAAGAGUGUUGACGCUACUAAAGUGGUCACUAGAAAUGCCCAGAGACGUCCGGAGCCCGUCGGUUGUACUUGUGUGCUUCCAGGAUCUCUACCUAAAAGGUCAAAGAAUAUAUUAUGAAAUUUACAACCCCCCGCCAGUGUUACUGCAGAACUUUAAUAUUUCCCAGGAGAUGUCGCACCUUCGGAGAGAGUUGGCCGAGUCGCGCGGCCUGCAGAUCGCCGUGGAAAAGCAAAUGGAACAGCUGAUGCUGCAGGUACACAGUCUCCAGUGUCAACUCCACGCCAAAACUGCCCCGCACGAGUCCGACAUGAUCAAGAAGAAGCUGGUGAGAACCGUUGAGAACUAUCACUAAGGAACUCCAGAGUGGUUCCUAUAGGGACAACUUUAGGAGCUCUUGGAGGGUCCGCUCUAGGGACCACUUUACCAACCCCUCUAGGGGGCCCUAAACCUUGCAUGCUAGGAUAAUUGUUAUAAACUCUAGGUGAAUAAGCAUUUCCAUGGGAAUAACUGAAUAAAUAUAAGUUUUCAAAAAUGAAAGACCCCUAUAGGGUCCACUUAAGCUUUAGGGGCUAAAGAGUCAGACCCUAAACCCUUACACGGACCACUUUUUCGGUAUUUAUAGGUACUGUCUUUCCCACGAGUGCUCUUACCCGAGAAACUGAGUGAUUUUUUUUCCCUUCAAAUAGAACUUGAAGACGUUCCAACACAAAAAUCUAUAGGAACAAAAAUACCGAUUUUCAUACCUAUUCACAUUUUCAUACCUAUUCACAGGAAGGCCAGCUGACGCAGUUUCGAAACGAUUUGAUGCCGGCGCUGCGAACCGAAUGCGAGUUGGAAAUUACCAGAAAAGAUUGUGAAAGGUCUUUCUUCUUACAAGUUUUCUCGAAAAAUAGUUUUUCUCUGUAAAUUGAGAUUUUCAUAAAAUUCAACCAAGUUGCUCUUUCCUCGGCAUCUAAAUUUUUUUAUCGAUCUUACUCACUGGACUUAUAAUCGUUAAGUUUUCAUAGGAAAAGUCGGAAAAGGCUCCAUAGAAAUGUUCCUUUUAGGAUGAGAAAGGCUCCUUUUUUGCUGCAUUUUUUCUGCCUUUCUGCGACAUUUUUUGAGCCUCACCCUUUUUGCGGCAAUUAUCCACCAUUCCGACUUUGCCCGAGUUGUUGCCAAAUUUUUCAAGACUCAAAAUCACGAUAACUAUUUUUGAGCGAUGAUUUACCGAAAGUUCGUUGUUAUUUUGAGGAAUCACAGAAAAGUUUCUUUGAUAAAACUAAAAAUAAAGUUUUCAGACAGAAAAAGACUAUAUCGGCGUUGGAGACGGAAGUUUUUGGAGCAAGGCUGGCGGCGAAAUAUCUUGACAAGGUAUCUUUUUGAAACUUUAUUCCUAUUCGGUUUUACUUAGAAGUAUCUUUUUUUCGAGAAAUCAGGAAAAAACCUGCCAGAAGCCUUGCAGACGCCUGCUGGAAGGCUUCUGUCAGCCAUUUCUUAUUUUUUACCUUUUGUACCUUCUAUGACCUUGUAGCUUCCAUAAACCUUAUAACCUCCUGCUGGUUACCUUCCCAACACCUUUGCAGAAUUCGCCUGAGUAGUAAUCAGCACUUCUUCAGGAGCUCGCGGGACGGAUCCAACAAAUCCAGUUGCUAGGUCGCAACAUGCGAGGCGUGGAGCAUGACCGACUCUGGAACCAACUCGAAGCGGAGAUCCACCUGCAUCGCCACAAAACGGUGAUCCGCGCGUGUCGCGGCCGCGGCACGACCAAAGGCCUCGGAGCGCCGCUGCGACACGACUACAAGACUCUGCGGAGACGGAACGGCGUCGGCAAGCCUCGCAAGGUGACGCUGCCCAAGCAGCCUCACGAAGGCCUCGGCAUCUCCAUCACGGCGAGUCCUUUUUCGAGACGGAUCAACCGCAAGUUUGCAGGGAGGGUCCGAACAUGCGCUGCCCAUCGUCAUUUCGGAAAUCCAACCUGGUCAACCUGCCGAUCGCUGCGGACAGGUUUGUUCUUUCGAAGUUGCUCUAUACUUAGGAGUUCCAUAGGGGCCGAAAAAGUGGUUCCUAUAGGGUUAAAUUAAGGUCUCUGUAGGGGUUGAGAGUGUGACCCCUUAGCACCUAAACCACAAGUGGACCCUAUAGGAGACUUUCAACUUCAUUCAAAAAACGCUGAUUUAUUCAUUUUUCCCAUGGAAAUGCUUCUCAGCUUAGAGUUCAUAACAGUUAUCGACUAGAACGCCCCCUAUAGGGACCACUUUCCCAAGCUUUAGUGAGCCCUAUAAGAGUUACUAUAGUAGCCCUAGAGGGGACUCUUUGGGCCCUAUGGUUGCCCCUUUAGGAGAUCUUAAAGUUGAAGUCGACUCUGUGAAAAAAAAAACCCUAUGAAAAAAGUGCGCAGACAAGCUUAACUUCUUUCAAAAAUGUGACGGCUGAGGAAAGGAUUCCUAUGCCUUUUGUGACUCAUUAUUUCAUUUUUCAAGGUUUUCGUCGGCGACGCAAUCCUUUCCGUCAAUGGCUACGAUCUGAGGAGCGUGAAACAUCAAGAAGCUGUAGAUAUUCUGAGUGGACAAGUUGGUGAACAGAAGUUCCAUAUCACACAGUUUUCUGCAGCAAGGAGAUCUCGACUUGGAGUUGGUUUUUGUUUGUCCGGACGAGGACAGCGACGACGACGGGACAGUGAUGAUCGAGCACUGCGACGGAGCUUUGUGAGCCGCCUUUUUAAUUUUUGUAGCGUAUUUUGGUGCAUACACAGUCUCAGGUAAAAAUCCUUCUCAAUUUAAAAACAUUUAUGCCGUGUUCAAAGUAAUUUCCGCGAAAUGCAAAAUACCCGUUAGAGAAAGGAAAAGAUCACUAAAUUUUGGAGAGUCAGAGAUCAUUUUGCAUUUCGCGGAAAUUACUUUGAACACGGCAUUAUAUUUCUCAAAAGGGUCCAAAAAAGAUGGAUGAAGGUCGAUGAAAGGACGGAAAAAGGCAGUAAAAAGGAAACCGUUGCCACCCGUUUAGGAGAAUCUUAUAAAAGCCUUUUGAUCCCAAGGGGCCCGUAAAGGGUCCUGUCUAUUCACGGGAAUUUUUUUUCACCUCCAAGCAACUUUUUUCAGAUACAACCUGUACAAUAACAUCGUGGAGGAGCCGUCUUCCAGCCGAUCGUCGACGGUAUCGCAACCAAACUCUGAAGAGACGAAGAGCACUUGA
Molecule: messenger RNA, 3640 nt
Organism: Caenorhabditis auriculariae
Lineage: Eukaryota; Metazoa; Nematoda; Chromadorea; Rhabditida; Rhabditidae
Source: the annotation of a GenBank genome assembly